UCUCCAGCUGGAUUUCGUCCAAAUUGUGUGGGUCUCCCCCUUAUUGCCCAAAUAAGUUUGCAGCAUUCGUUGUUGCUGUUUGGCAACAAUCUAAGGAAGGUUAUGGCUGAAUAUAUGCGGGGAGCUUCUGAAGUGGCAGUGAUUCGAAUGUGUAAUCCUCCGCUCAACACAAUCAGUGAUGUGACAUUACGGGCUUUAAAACAAGAAGUAAAUCGUGCAAAUAUUGACCCCACUGUGAAAGCUGUUGUGAUUUGUGGAGCAAAUGGGAAAUUCAGUGCAGGUGCUGAUAUCAGAGGAUUCUCUGUUGGUAUUCAUAAAUAUACCCUAAAUUUGGAGUCUGUAGUUGCUUUUAUAGAGAAGAGUGAAAAACCAUUUGUGGCUGCUAUUGAAGACCUAGCUUUCGGAGGAGGCCUGGAGUUGGCACUGGGCUGUCAUUAUAGGAUUGCAAACAUGAAGGCUCAAGUUAGUUUGCCAGAAGUCACAAUAGGUUUACUUCCUGGAGCAGGUGGGACUCAACGGCUUCCACGAUUGAUUGGAGUACCAGCUGCACUUGAUAUGAUCAUCACAGGUAAACAUGUACCAGCUACUGAAGCAUUGAAACUGGAGAUCUUAGAUGAGAUUGUUGAAGAAAAUCCAGUUGAAGCAGCUAUAAAGUUAGCACAAAGAAUAUUGGGUCAGCCAUUGGGACCUCGCAGACUCUCUCUGAAACAAACUCCCAAACUCCCUAACAUGGAAGCUAUUCUAUAUGAGGCACUCUUGAAGGUGAAGAAACAGGCUGCAGGGUGCCUCGCACCCGAAAUGUGCUUUCGAGCUGUGGAAGCUUCUGUGUACUUGCCCUUUGAAGAAGGAAUUCGCAAGGAAAAAGAGCUUUUUCUCCUCCUUUGCACUUCAGGCCAGGCUAAAGCCUUGCAGUAUGCUUUCUUUGCCCAAAGAAUUUCAGAAAAAUGGAUGUUGCCCAAUGGGGCAUCCUGGAAGACUGCACCCCCUCAACCAAUCCGGAAAGCAGCUGUGAUAGGUUUGGGGACAAUGGGCCAAGGCAUUGUGGUAUCUCUGGUGAAGGCUAAAAUUCCUGUUGUGGCUCUGGAGAAGGAUAAGAAGCAUCUUGAAAUAGCAAAGAAAGCUAUCAAAGCUUCUUUGGAGCGCAAUGCUUUAAGAAUGCAACUGAAGGACAAAAUACUGGAUAUCCAUAAAUCUAAAUUACUUCACUUCACUCUGGAUUUUGGUGCACUAAAAGAUGUAGAUCUAGUUAUUGAGGCUGUAUUUGAGGAUAUGGUUCUGAAAAAAGAAAUAUUCUAUAAAUUAUCAGAAGUCUGCAAGCCAGGAACUGUUUGGGGCACUAAUACUUCUUGCCUGGAUAUAGAUGAGAUUGCUUCUAUUACUAACCGUCCCCAGCAAGUCAUUGGUACUCAUUUCUUUUCACCAGCACAUGUAAUGAAGUUAAUAGAGAUCAUUCAUGGACAGCACACAUCUCCUACUGUUAUUGCUACAGUUAUGAACCUGGCCAAAAUUAUGGACAAAUGUGGUGUUGUAGUAGAAAAUUGUUUUGGCUUUGUUGGCAACCGGCUACUCUUUCCUUAUAAUGAACAAACAUAUUUCCUCUUAGAAGAAGGCAGUACUCCAGAGGAGAUGGACAAAAUUAUGGAGGAAUUUGGUUUCAAACUGGGUCCUUUCAAAGUAGCUGAUCUUGCUGGGCUUGAUGUGGGCUGGAAAUCUAGAAUAGGGCAGGGCCUGACAGGAGCCAACCUACCUCUUGGAACACCUCCCCGCCAACGAGAUGGUAGACGGUAUUGUCCUCUUCCUGAUAUCCUAUGUGAGAAGGGGAGAUAUGGUCAGAAAACUGGAAAGGGCUGGUACCUAUAUGAUAAACCUGGGGGAAAGACAGCCAAGUUUGAUCCCUGGCUUCACGAUUUCCUUCAAAAUUAUAGGAAUGCUCACAACAUUACAAUUCGCACCAUUACCCAAGAAGAGAUCUUGGAACGUUGUCUGUAUUCACUUAUCAAUGAGGGUUUCCAAAUAUUAUCUGAAGGAAUAGCAUCUUGCCCAGAAGCCAUUGAUACCAUCUAUAUCAAUGGUUAUGGGUGGCCCAGAUAUAAGGGUGGUCCAAUGUUCUAUGCUUCUGAGAUUGGGCUGCCUAAGAUUCUAACAAAACUGCAAAAAUAUGCUGAGGCUAAUCCUGACAUACCUAAACUACAACCCAGUCCCUUUCUGCAGAAACUCGUCACCCUUGGUAGCCCUCCAUUGAAGAAUUGGGCAUCCCUUGUGAGAUCCCAGCAGAGCAAGUUAUAAUUAAUGUUUCCUGAAAUUCAUCUUCUUUACAUGCAAGUGGGAGGGUUUUCUUUUCCUCCUUAUUCUAAAAAAGCUUUGAGAUGCAGGUAAAUGUUCUUACUGGUCAUUUUUAAGCUCUCUUGUUGUUAUAACUGGGGUGCUACUGUUUGCACUGUUUUCCAUCAUUGUGAAGCCCAUGCAUCUAAGGGAGACCCAAUGGGAGCAAUGCUUUCUAAUAUUCCUUAGCAUUUAAUGGAAGCCUGGAUGAUUGUGUAGAUGAUUGGGAGAAAGGAUACUUUCACCAUACCCUGGCAACCUUUCAGUAAAUGGCAGAAUAUAACCUAUGAUAAGUUCAGUUAAAUCCUUUUCUUCUUCUAAAGAAAUUUACAAAGCAAAUUCUUUUUUAUCAGGUAGAAUGAGAGCUGAUAGGAAAAUAAAACAUAGAAUAUUUUUUUUACACAAAAGUUAUUCAAUAUAAACAGCCUUUUUUCUGUUCAGAUUUUUUAACUGAUUGUUUUUAGGGUUUAAUAUAAAACAGAGUGCUAUAAAACAAUUUCUCAAUUUCUUUUCUCGUUUCAGAAAUGAGCCCACAUUCUCUAUUUCCAAGUGAUAAACUGUUGCUCACAGAGUGCCUUUUAUCAUACCACUUGCUUGAAAGCACAUGCUAGUAUUAAGCUGCCCUGUCUUUGAAUAUACUUGACCAAACAUCUUACAAAAAGAAGAAAAAACUUUGAUCUGAAAGAUGCAUACUAUUCUAGAAGUAAAUACAUUCCUGGGCUGAGUAUAUUCUUUGCUUUUGCUUCACCUCAGUCUCCCAAGCCACUGUUUUUAUGAAAUGGGACUGCUGAAUUCUGGUGUUUUUUUUUAAGUUAAACAAAUAACUGUUAAAUCUUUGUAUGCUUCCACUAAUAAAUUAGAUAGUAAAGCAAGUUUCUCAAACUUGGCACCAUCCAGUCUGCUAUAGCAGGUAAGGUAUUAGACUGAAAAGGUCUAAGUAUGUGUCUAUCCUCAGCUAGGAAUCUGUCCUGUUCCAUUGAACCAGUUGCUGUGUUUCAGUCCAACCUUAGGCUAAACAAGAAUUGGAGAAGACCAUUCUUAUAAGUGCUGCUGUGAUUCCUGAAAAUGAUUGAAUAUUCUGACACAUCUGGAAAAUACCAGGUUGGGAAAAGCUGCCCUAAAAUUCUAAGUAAGAUUUGUGAAAUUGUAUGAUUUUUCAAGCUUAUCAACUUGUUAAGGUUUUUUUUUGGUCAUGGAAAUAAACGUGUCUUCCUCAAGUUAAUGCGCCACAAAAAAUGUUAAUUCUCUAACUCCCUAAUUUGUGAAUAUCUGAAGAGAGUUAGCUUGGAGAAGGCUGCUACAAGUAUUCUAUUGGUUCUAGGACAUGUAAUGCAAGGGAAGAUAUUAAAAAAGGUGAUAAAAAGAAUAAUUCUAUGUGACACAGAAGAAAACAAGAAUAUUUAUUGUUUAAUUAAUAAUGGCAAGACUUUGCAAUUUAUAAAGUUUUUCCCCCCAAACUUGCUAUUUUUAGAAUCCAGCAAAUUAAAAAGUGCUGAUAUCCAGAACCACCACACUAACAUUUUGAAACAUUUUAUCAACCCUCUUGUGUUUUGCUAUAAUGUCCCUUUCUCCCACAAAUAUUGUAGAGAGAAAUUAACCAUGGAGCUAAUCCUCACAUUCCAUUUACCACAGCAUGAAGGUGCGUGGCUGUUUUUAAGGGAUGUGUACUCACAAUGUCUUCAGGUCUUGCCAAGUCUGUGUUUUGAGAGCAGUCAUCUAUUAAAAUUCUUCCUUUUUUUCCUGAUGUGGGUUUUUGCUUUAUGAACAAUGCAAUGCUUCAGUAAUGAGGCUGGCAAUUGCAUCAGAGUCAGGAAUAAUCCCAUUUCCUAUUGACUACACAGGCCCUUCCCCAUUUGGUCACUGCCUUAUUCCUUCAUUUGGUCUUGGGCUGCAAGAAAGACUGUAUAGCUUGCACAGAGUAGACUUAUUGGCCUGGAUUGUUUUUCCUUUUUUUAAACCAUAGGACAUCAAUUUCCAAGAUCAAUAAUCGCAGGAGAUUAAUCAGUAAUCUGGUUAAUGGUUAGUGUGGCGUAUGAGAGGAACAAGCAGGAAGGAACAGUUAAGACUACUUUGUCCUGAUUGACAGGUUGUUGUUGUUUUG
Pseudonaja textilis is the source of this 4423-nucleotide messenger RNA. RefSeq names its product enoyl-CoA hydratase and 3-hydroxyacyl CoA dehydrogenase (gene EHHADH). Lineage: Eukaryota; Metazoa; Chordata; Lepidosauria; Squamata; Elapidae. The record is from RefSeq and is a predicted model, not a curated record. Gene Ontology annotation, biological process: fatty acid beta-oxidation. Gene Ontology annotation, cellular component: peroxisome. Gene Ontology annotation, molecular function: (3S)-3-hydroxyacyl-CoA dehydrogenase (NAD+) activity; NAD+ binding.